Messenger RNA from Oncorhynchus tshawytscha (Chinook salmon), 3174 nucleotides. Its product is annotated as achaete-scute homolog 5-like. The record is from RefSeq and is a predicted model, not a curated record. Gene Ontology annotation, molecular function: DNA-binding transcription factor activity, RNA polymerase II-specific; protein dimerization activity; RNA polymerase II transcription regulatory region sequence-specific DNA binding. Gene Ontology annotation, biological process: regulation of transcription by RNA polymerase II; developmental process. Bases 614 to 1372 code for a protein of 252 amino acids. Lineage: Eukaryota; Metazoa; Chordata; Actinopteri; Salmoniformes; Salmonidae. The transcript is spliced from 2 exons.
AUGACCAAGCUUUGAUUGUUUGAGUCAGCUGUCUGGGGUUAGGGCAAAAACCAAAACAUGCACCCUUUGGCGUCCCCAGGACUGAGUUUAGGAAACGCUGGAUUAAGCUGUCUAAGAGAUCAGUGAAGUCUGACUUGACACAACUUAACGCAGUAAGGUCGGGCUUCUCAUUGAUGUUAAACUAUCAUUAAACAAUCUAAUCGCCACUGGGAGUGGGUGUAUUUAUAAAAUACCACACCUGCGAUACUUCUUUAAGCCAAAAACAAUAUCUUCAUCUCAGUUGAUCUCCCACCCAUCUCUUUGUGGGUGGGGCGUCCAGGGGUGAGAGUAGGUAAUACCUGGGAUCCACCUCCCACCUGACACACUGCUACAGAAGACAGCAUUACCGACCACACCAUCACGGAACACCUGAGAGGAACCACGCCGAGGUCUUCACCCCAGACAGAGAACCCCAGGCUGGGUAGGCCUGGUGCUGGUGCUAAAUGUGGAGGACCCUGAGUAUCCCUGAGUAUCACCUGUUCAUCUGAAGAUCUACAAGAGGAGAGUGUUUGAUCAUGAAGCUCCACCUUGUUUCUCCUUCUACUUGAGGUGAACAAGUUCACCAGAAAACUGGAUGCCACAAGUGGAGGAAACUCAAAACUCGCUGCUCCGAUUCCUUAUUCAUCCAUUUGUCUUAAGAGUCUCUCUCUCUGUUCACACCAUCACCAUGAGUGCUGUCUUCUCCCACCCCUUCGUAGACCAGCGGCCCACCUACCUAAACAGAGGCAGCAGCCUGCCGUAUGGUCUGUCUCCCUCUAGUGGCUACUCUGAAAACCGCCCAAACACCCACUCCAACCGCCUCCACUCUGGCUCUGACCCUCUGGCCCACACAGUGCCCUUCCUCCUCUACCCCACCACAAUGGACCCUGGAGGCCUCUAUGAAGCCUCGUUCCGGGGCCCCGGAGGCCCCAAUCUCCUCCCCUACCUGUCCCCAUUCCACCACGGGCACUUUGGGGUGUACGAGUGCCCCUUCGAGCCAGCGUUCAUCCAGAAGCGUAACGAGCGGGAGCGUCAGAGGGUGAAGUGUGUGAACCAGGGCUAUGCCAAGCUGAGGGACCACCUGCCCGGGGGUGUCAGUGAGAAGAGGCUCAGUAAAGUGGAGACACUGAGGGCAGCAAUUAAUUAUAUUAAAUACCUGCAGGGGCUGGUGGAGGGACAGGGGAAGGGCAGAGAUGGGUAUGAGGGGGGACAGGUGUGCCACAGCCCCAGUUCUGCCCACUGUAGGACGGAGGACUCGGACCACAGCAAUGGGGGGUCACCUCACUCUCUCUCAGACUCCUCCUCUUCCUCCGCGGGGAUAGACUGUGAGGAGUCAGCGGGCUCUGGGACCUAGAUGAUUGUGGUUAGUAUAGUUUGUGAGCGAGACUGUGGAUAGACGUUUGUGGAUUGAGGUAGGACUUCCCUCUCUCCAAGGACUGCUCACGAAAACAUCAAACCCUGAGCACGAAGACAUAUAAUUUAAGACUUUUCCAGUAGAUACUAUGUAAUGUAUUGGCACUGUGUCUUGUUUUUUUGCCACUAAAAUGUUUUACCAAACCACUUUCAGAUGCUGAUUAUGUUAAAGAAGAUGUCAUGAACACUUUAGAUUUGAAGAUAAACAUCUGAAACUCAGAAAGCAAUCCCAGCUAGCACAUAACAUUCUGAGAACAGCUCUAAGUUUUUAGAGCUUGGUGAGACCGUGGAUGUCCUAUGGUUAUUUUGCACACAGCCUUCCAUCAACUCUUUGGGAAUGGUGCAUAGUUGUUUGGCUUUGGAAUAGUCUCCGCUCAUUUCAGGAACCUGAUUAAAACAAAAUCUUACGAUUUCAUUACAUUAAAAGAAAGUUUCUGAAAUGGUCAAACAGGGUUACAUUUCAUUUCAAUUUUGGUAAUUAUCUUGGAAUGUUCUUUAACUGGUUCGACGAGGGGAAUGUUCUCAACUAGUUCAGAGAAUGUUAAGAAACAAUGUUCUUCUGUGGGAAUUUCGGUACUUUAGCAUAACGUUUCUUACAGGUUUCCUCAUGGUUCUAUUUAAAGUCACGUUCUCAAAUUGUUCCAAGAACGUGAAGAAAACUUUCCAUAAAAAAACACACCAAAAAAACAUUUGAUGCUGAGAACAUACACAUUCCAUUCUCAGCCUCAACAAAACUCUCUAUCCACUAUCCUGUUAAGUGUGUUCAGGUGUGUUGGCUGUGCCCACUAAUUGGCCACACCUGAUCUUAUUGAGUGCUUUUUUCCUUUGAAAUGGGGUCUGUCUGAACAGACUAAAAUAAACAGCCUUGUAUGCAUAAAAAACUAUGCAUGCUAGCUCCAUCCUGGUGGCGCAGUAGUCUAAUUCAAUGAAUAGAGAAGAGAAGAUUAUAGGCUUGAAUCUCACUAAAUAAAAAAAUCUAUAAUAAAUAUGUUUGCAUGAUUAAUGCCUAAGGAAAGGAAUUUCCAUGUGUCCUAAUUGUGCUUGGAUUUCAAGAAGUAAACCCCAAAUAAGAUAGCAGUGUUAUUAAAAGACUUUCAGUGAAAGUUUUAAGGAAGUUAUUCAAAAACCUCAAAAUAACCUCUAAUUUCAGUUCUCAGAGCGUUAAUAAAACCUCCCAGGAAAACGUUCAAGGAACCAGGAUAAAAUGUUCUCAGAACCUCUCUGCAACCUAAAAAUAACAGUCCCAGAACAGUCAAAAUGUUCACUUCUGUUCUCAGAACGUUUAAAAAACAUUCAGUUCCUACAACCAAUGUGAAACUAAAAACAUACGUUUCCACAACUUCCAAGGAUCCAAAUGUGUUAAUUGGGAUGAAUUCAAGUAUGCAAUGUUUAUUGUGUUUCAAAAUGAAAAACUGACCAUUGUAGCAACACGUUACUGUUAUCAAAAGAAACUGUAUUGCCCAAAACAACUGUAGUUAAUUUUAUUACAGCGCAUGACAUCUUUUGGAAAUUUCAGGUGAUAUUAAGUCACAAAACUGGUAAUAAAGUAAUGUCAUUCCUCUUUUCACAAAUAGAGUUUUUGGAAAAGAAACAGAUUGGGACAACUGAUACUUGGAUGCAAUUUUUUGGGGGGGUUAGACAGUAUUCAUAAUGGUGUUAAUCUAAUUACUCUAAUUUGUUGUAGUACUGUAGUUCACCAUAAUUGUGCUCAUUCCUCAGACCUGGGGCCUGUCGUUAAUGUUU